GUCUGAGCCGAACGGAUGGGGCAGGUUGGGCUUUCAAAGUUUUGACCGGCCCGAUCCACAACCCUGACAGGACGAUGAGGCGGACCACGGCGUUGCUGCUGCGCCACGGCGGCGGCGGGAUCCCGCAGGCGCUCGCCGACGUGCUCGUCUGCCCCCUGUCCAAGAAGCCCCUCAGGUACUGCGAGGCCAGCGGCUCCCUGGUCAGCGACGCCGUCGGCAUGUCCUUCCCGAUAGUAGAUGGAAUUCCUUGUCUCCUUCCGAAAGGCGGGAAGUUGCUCGAGGACCACCAGAGGGAAUCAGGACAUGAAACCAGCUCUAGGGAUUCCUCUGACUGAAUCCAAGUUGUUGUAGUAUUAAAAGAUAAUCGAGAUGGAAGCAAGAAUAGUAGAUGGAAUUCCUUGUCUCCUUCCGAAAGACGGCAAGUUGCUCGAGGACCACCAGAGGGAAUCAGGACAUGAAACCAGCUCUAGGGAUUCCUCUGAUUGAAUCCACCUUGUUGUACAAGCCGGCAACAUCGUUCUGUAUUUAAAAAGUAAUCGAGAUGGAAGCAAGAGUAUGUGCUGUCCUCAAACUGUUUCUUGUCGCCGUAAAUCAUUGUCACGUUGAUUUGUACUGACUAUUUUGUACAAUGGAAAUAAAAUUAUUACAUGGUA
Messenger RNA from Triticum aestivum (bread wheat), 653 nucleotides. RefSeq names its product UPF0434 protein CCNA_00107. The record is from RefSeq and is a predicted model, not a curated record. The transcript is spliced from 4 exons. NCBI's taxonomy places the organism in Eukaryota, Viridiplantae, Streptophyta, Magnoliopsida, Poales, Poaceae. The coding region runs from base 75 to 335 and encodes 86 amino acids.